This is a messenger RNA of Dermatophagoides farinae (American house dust mite), 1662 nucleotides long. RefSeq lists its product as uncharacterized. Gene Ontology annotation, molecular function: beta-tubulin binding. Gene Ontology annotation, cellular component: intraciliary transport particle B; cilium. Gene Ontology annotation, biological process: cilium assembly; intraciliary transport involved in cilium assembly. NCBI's taxonomy places the organism in Eukaryota, Metazoa, Arthropoda, Arachnida, Sarcoptiformes, Pyroglyphidae. The record is from RefSeq and is a predicted model, not a curated record.
GAUUUCCAAAACGUCGAUUAUUGUUAUUAACGAAUCAAAAUUUAUAAUUUAAGCAUUGAAAAAUGGAAACUGUAAAAUCGGCACGUCCUUUAACAAGUCGACCUUUAACAUCGGCACAUCAAAAUGUAACCAAUACAGGUUUGAUUGCACCAAAAUCAUCCAGAAGUAAAACCGCUUUACGAAGACAGAUUCAAGAUAAAAGCUAUUUUAUUGGAUUAUUACGAAUGAAAAUAAAUGAAUUGAAUGCCGAAAACAAUUCAUUGUUACGAGAAUGUGAAAUUAUGACCAAAGAAGAAGCUCGAAUAGGUGUCUAUAGACAGAAAGCGGAAACAUUGGCUCGUGAAUUGAACGAAUUGACUUUGGAAUUAAUGACCUACAAUGAAUUUGUUGAUCGUACAAGAAUCGAUGAAGAAAUGUCGGCCGUCAAAGAUGAUACAAAUGAAAUUAAACAUGAAAAUGAUGCAUUAAUUGCUAAUCUUGAAAAUGAUUAUGCAAAAUUACGUGAUGUGGAAAAUGCGAUCAAACGAAAUGAUGAAAAACUUAAAGAAGUACAAAAACUGAUCAAUAUUGUUCGAAACAAAUUCAGUGAAACACAGAUAAAAGAAUUUGAUCUUAUGCAAACAAUGAACAAUGAAUUGACUAAAGAAUGUCAUCUACUUGAACAGGAAAUUAGCUUGUGGCGAACAAAAAAGAAUGAGAUUGAAGAGAAAACCGUCAGGGAUGGUAAUCUAUUGAAAAUGGAAUUGAUCAAAGCAAUUUCAAAGCUUAGAAAUCUAGAAAAACAAAAGAAUAAAUUAUUGAAUGAUGAAGAUUCAGAAGAAAAUAAACGUAAACAUUUGUUGGCACAAGUAAAACGUGACAACAAUUAUAUCAAUUCAUUGACAAACAAAAUGGAACAAUUGAAUGUUAGUCAAAAUCAAAUCAAAAGUGAAAUUGAAUUCUACAAGGAUGGAGAUAAAUUACGAAAAUUUUCCGAUCUACGACAACAGGACAAAAUAUUCGAUGAUUUUAUGAUUGAAUAUAAUAAUCGUAAACAAACAUUGAUUGAUGAACUGGAAACGAUCAAUCAUGAAAUCAAUGAUACAACCAAUAAAUUGUCACGAUAUCUAAAGUAUUUAAAUAUGAUCAAACGAAUACGAAACGAAACAAACACUGUUUAUGAUAUGUCGAAUGAAAUCAUCAUACAAAAACGAAAACUUGAAUUGGAAAUCUAUAAAAAUUCACAGACAAAAGAAAAAGCCGAACAGGAAAAGCAAACAUUAACGGCUCGUAUCUCGAAAUUAAAAGAAGGAAUAAAUUCCUAUUCAGAUGUUACUGGAUUGAAAUCCAAAGUGGAAUCGAAACUUGAAACGGUUAAACAGAAUUCCGAACGAAUACAUAAUACAAUACAGGCAUUGAAUGUGGAUAAAGAUAAAAUGGCAAGCGAAACAAGAGAAAUUCAAUUGAAAAUGGAAAAGGAUGAUAUUUAUCAACAGAUUAUAAAGUUGGAAAAACAAUUAAGCGAAAUUUUGACUGUUAAUAACAAACUUAAAGAGAAUGACAAUAGCCAAAUGAUUGGCGAAAUGAAAGCAAUGAUGUUGGAAAAUGUAAAAAAAUACAAUCAAAGUUUGAUAGGAUUUUGAAUAUGAUGUGGCAAAUAAAACACAUGUUUAUUAUUAUUAA